Messenger RNA from Aspergillus campestris IBT 28561, 1852 nucleotides. RefSeq names its product phosphoribosylaminoimidazole carboxylase ADE2. The coding region runs from base 32 to 1750 and encodes 572 amino acids. The transcript has 3 exons. The record is from RefSeq and is a predicted model, not a curated record. Lineage: Eukaryota; Fungi; Ascomycota; Eurotiomycetes; Eurotiales; Aspergillaceae. Gene Ontology annotation, biological process: 'de novo' IMP biosynthetic process. Gene Ontology annotation, molecular function: phosphoribosylaminoimidazole carboxylase activity; ATP binding; metal ion binding.
CUGCAACCCACUCAUCCUACACUCAAGCACCAUGUGGAACGCUCCCAAGGUCGGAAUCCUCGGCGGUGGCCAAUUGGGCCGCAUGCUGGUCGAAUCCGCCAACCGUCUCAACAUCCAAUGCAACGUUCUCGAUGCCGAGAACUCCCCCGCAAAGCAGAUUAGCAACCACGACGCCCACGUUACGGGUUCCUUCAAGGAGCGUCAGGCCGUGCGCGAUCUGGCACAGUCGUGCGACGUCGUUACCGCCGAGAUCGAGCACGUCGACACUUACGCCCUCGAGGAGAUCGCUUCCCAAGUCAAGGUCGAGCCCAGCUGGCAGGCGAUCCGCACCAUUCAGAACAAGUUCAACCAGAAGGAACACCUGCGGCAAUAUGGGAUCCCCAUGGCGGACCACCGUGAGCUGGUGGACAACACCCCGGAGGCGCUGGGCAAGGUCGGCGAGGAACUGGGAUACCCGUUGAUGCUCAAGUCCAAGACCAUGGCCUAUGACGGGCGGGGCAACUUUCGCGUCAACUCCCCCGCGGACAUCCCUGAAGCCCUGGAGGCGCUGAAGGAUCGCCCACUGUACGCGGAGAAGUGGGCCUAUUUCAAGAUGGAACUCGCCGUGAUGGUCGUCAAGACGAAAGACAGCGUCCUCUCCUACCCCACCGUCGAGACCGUCCAGGAAGACUCCAUCUGCAAAUUGGUCUACGCCCCCGCGCGCAACGUCCCCGAGCACAUCAACGCGCAGGCGCAAGAGCUGGCGCGCAAAGCCGUCGCCGCCUUCGACGGCAAGGGCGUCUUCGGCGUGGAGAUGUUCCUCCUCGAAGACGACAGCCUGAUGCUGUGCGAGCUGGCCAGCCGCAUCCACAACUCCGGUCACUACACGAUCGAAGCCUGCCCGCUGUCGCAGUUCGACGCCCAUAUCCGCGCCAUCCUCGACCUGCCCAUCCCCGCGGAGAGCCUGCAGCCGCGCCAGCCGUCCAUCAUGCUGAACCUGAUCGGCGGCGCCGCCCCCGACACCCACUUGCAAGCCGCCCAGGCCGCGCUCGCCAUCCCCAACGCCGGCAUCCACCUCUACAGCAAGGGCGCCGCCAAACCCGGCCGCAAGAUGGGCCACGUCACCGUCACGGCGGCGACCAUGCGCGAAGCCGAGUCGCACAUCCAGCCGCUCAUCGACGUCGUCGACAACAUCCGCGCCCAGCGCUCCGACAUCAAGACCCCCGCCCACAAGUCGGCCGUCUCGCCGCCCGCCCCCUCCAUCGCCGUCAUUAUGGGCUCCGACAGCGACCUCAAGACCCUUGUCCCGGGCCUCAAACUCCUUCGCGAUUACUUCGGCAUCGACCCCGCCGUCGAUAUCACCUCCGCCCACCGCACCCCAACCUUCAUGGCCGAGUACUCCGCCCAAGCGGCGGCCCGCGGCAUCAAGGUCAUCAUCGCUGCCGCAGGCGGCGCUGCCCAUCUCCCCGGGAUGGCCGCCGCCCACACGGCACUUCCCGUGAUCGGAGUCCCCGUCAAGGGCAGCAGCCUGGACGGUGUGGACAGUCUGUACAGCAUCGUCCAGAUGCCUCGAGGCGUCCCCGUCGCAACAGUCGGCAUCAACAACAGCAUCAACGCCGCCCUCCUAGCCGUCCGCAUCCUGGGCGCUUUCGACCCGUCCAUCCAGCGCAAGGUGGAGGCCUACGCCGAGGCAGCCCGAUCCGAGAACAUGGAGCUGAAGGGGACCAAGAUGCAGGAGUUGGGAUGGGAGAAGUACUUUGCGCAGAUGUAGACGUCUUCCUUCUUUCUUCUUUCAUUCAUCCUUUCUUUUCAUGCGGAUUUAUAUAUGAGCGGGAUAGAGAAAAAAAGACUUUAGUGAGACAGUACUAAAUAG